AUUUUAAUUACGGAUGUUAAGCAAAUAUUCAAUAAGAUCAUUAACUCUAUUACGAUUCCCAAGAUAUAGGUUUAGUUAAUAGCAAUAAAAUCAAAAAGAGAAAUAGGAGGAUGAAUGGGAUGAGAGAACUCUUGAAGCUGAAGAGGCAAAUCCAAGAUUGGAGAAUAGAGAGAAAGCAUUUUCAUACUUUCGAUUAUUUUCAAGAAUAUUUUGGUGGACAACAUCUGCUUUAUUUGGUUAUAAUUUAUACCUUAAUAAUUAUAAAAGUGAUCCAACCAAUGAAUUGGGUAACAUAAUAAAUAUGAUAUAGGUUAUUAAAAAUAAAUAAAUGAUGCUGCAAAAUAUUGUUAAGAUCAAUAUUAAGGAUUUGUUGAUGUAAUAGUUUAAUUUAAUAUUAUAGUUUAUGACUAAGCCAGCAAUCGAUAAAUUAUUACCAGAUAUCCCUGAAUUACCAUUUGGAUAUGAAAUACCUAAAACAUUGGUACUUAAUAUAUCUAGUACAUUAUUGCAUAUGGAUUACGUUUUUGGUGUUGGGUAAUACAUCCAAAAUUAAUAAUUAUUAGAGGAGAAAUCAAAAGAAGAAAUGGGUUAUAAAGAUUCCUUGAUAAAUUACCUAAAAUGUAUGAGGUUGUAAUAUUGAGUGAUGAUGAAACUAUGGUAUAUAUAAUUAUUCUUAUAUAGUUUACUCAAUAAAUUUGUCAAAAAUUGGAUCCUACUAGGUAGAUUUUUGCUGGUGCUUUUGGCAGAGAAUCUAUGGUAUUUGAAAAAGGAAGAUAUAUCAGAGAUUUGAAAUAUCUUAAUCGUCCACUUAAUAGAAUUAUAGUAGUUGAUUCUGAUCCUGAGAGAAUGUACUAGUAUCAAGAAAAUGGUAUAUUCAUCAAACCCUUUGAUGGAAAAUAAAAUGAUGACGUUUUAAAAGAUGUACUUUUGCUUCUAGAACGUAUCUGAUAUUAUUUUAACUUCAGAUCUCUCUAAACCUCAAAUUAAAGAUAUUAGAGCAGAACUUAGGAAGUUUGGAAACUUUGAUCCUCAGGUCAAAUAUUUAGAAGAAGUCAAAGCUAGAGAAAUCAACAUCAAAUAAACUAUGAACAAAAGCUUCUUUGGAAUCAUUAAUCAAAAAAAAAAUCCUUAAUUUGAAUAAUCUAGAAGAUAAUGAAAUAAUUUAAU
Molecule: messenger RNA, 1167 nt
Organism: Paramecium sonneborni
Lineage: Eukaryota; Ciliophora; Oligohymenophorea; Peniculida; Parameciidae
Source: the annotation of a GenBank genome assembly